UAAAAACAAAAAAAAAGAGAGAAGAAUAAUGAUAUGGAAAAGGAAAGAAAAGAAUAGAUACGUUGAUGUGUUAUCAUGUUUGUGAAGCCAGGUAGCCGUUUUGUUUAGCUUUUAUAUCACUCCUCCUUACAAACGGCGAAUAAAUGCUUAGAAACUAUACCCCAUUUGCAUUUCAUCAUUAUUACUACACAACACAACACAAACUUUACCUUUUCUUUCUCUCUCUCUCUCUCUCUCUUGAUAGGAGAAUGAGUUCUUCUUCUGGUCAAAGCAGCAGUAGCUAUGAUCUCUCUUUCAAGAUCUUGUUGAUUGGUGAUUCUGCUGUUGGAAAAAGCAGCUUAAUUCUUAGCUUCAUCUCUGCUUCUGUUGAAGAUCUUUCCCCCACUAUUGGUGUUGAUUUUAAGAUCAAGCUUCUAACAGUAGGUGGCAAGAGAUUGAAACUAACUAUUUGGGACACUGCUGGGCAGGAAAGGUUCAGAACACUAACUAGUUCUUACUAUAGAGGAGCACAAGGAAUCAUUCUCGUUUAUGAUGUAACAAGAAGAGAUACCUUUACAAACUUAUCAGAGGUGUGGUCCAAAGAAGUGGAACUUUAUUCAACUAAUCAGAAUUGUGUGAAGAUGCUAGUUGGAAAUAAAGUUGAUAGAGACUCUGAAAGGGUUGUGAGCACAGAAGAGGGUUUAGCUCUAGCCAAAGAGUUUGGAUGUUUGUUUUUUGAAUGCAGUGCCAAAACUCGAGAAAAUGUAGACAAGUGUUUCGAAGAACUUGCACUAAAGAUAAUGGAAGUUCCUAGUCUUUUGGAAGAAGGAUCAACAUCAGUGAAAAGGAAUAUUUUAAAGCAAAAACAGGAACCUCAAGCAUCACAAGAUGGUGGUUGUUGCUCUUAAAAUGCUGCAAUUUGAACAUUGAGUUUUAACUACCACAUAUUGAACUGGUCCUCUUAUGUAAUAUUCUUCCAUAGUUUCUUAUUGGCUCCAUUGUCUUUUGGUUGCUCAAUAGAUUGUACCACAACUAAUGGGGAAUUGGCGAUAAUAACGCAAAUCAACUGGUGUAAAUUUCUAUACUUUCUGUCAUUGUUUUUAGCCUAUACGUAUUCAAAUCAAUACAACCUUGUGCAACUACAAAAUGGUGUUUUAAA
Cicer arietinum (chickpea) is the source of this 1138-nucleotide messenger RNA. RefSeq names its product ras-related protein RABC2a-like. NCBI's taxonomy places the organism in Eukaryota, Viridiplantae, Streptophyta, Magnoliopsida, Fabales, Fabaceae. The record is from RefSeq and is a predicted model, not a curated record. Gene Ontology annotation, molecular function: GTPase activity; GTP binding.